UAGACCGGAGUGUGGAGCUGUAAAAUCCGAGUUUAGUUGGAGCAAGUGAAGGCACCAGCUGGUCCAGUACUGAGGGCAGCGGCUCCGGAUCAUCAGAGCGGGACUGAGCGGUGGGGGACUGAUCCGCAGCAGGAGGAGCAGGAGACGGGAGGAAGACUCGGAUAACUUCCACCUCCACACUAAUCCAGCCAGGAGAUGAAAUCUUUCUUUUAACGCGUGGAAACUUCUCUCCGGCCCAAAGAUGACUGUGGAUUUUGAAGACUGCAUUAAAGAUUCACCCCGGUUCAGGGCAAAUAUUGAUGAGGUGGAGACAGAGGUUGUGGAGAUUGAGGCGAAACUAGAUAAGCUGGUGAAGCUAUGCAGUGGAAUGAUCGAAGCGGGGAAGGCGUACGCCAGCGCCAACAAGCUCUUUGUCAGUGGCAUCCGGGAUUUGUCUCAGCAGUGCAAGAAGGACGAGAUGAUCUCGGAGUGUCUGGAAAAAUGUGGGGAAAGCCUCCAGGAGAUCAUAAAUUACCACAUGAUUCUGUUUGAUCAAGCCCAGCGGUCCGUCAAGCAGCAGUUGCACAACUUUGUGAAAGAGGAUGUUCGGAAGUUCAAGGAGACCAAGAAGCACUUUGACAGGGUUCGUGAAGACUUGGAAAUAGCGCAGGUGAAGAACGCUCAGGCGCCCAGGAACAAGCCCCAUGAGGUUGAAGAGGCCACUGGCACACUCAGCAUCACCCGCAAGUGCUUCCGACACCUCGCCCUGGACUAUGUACUGCAGAUCAAUGUCCUUCAAGCGAAAAAGAAGUUUGAGAUCCUAGACGCUAUGCUGUCAUUCAUGCACGCCCAGUACUCGCUGUUCCAGCAGGGCUACAACCUGCUGGAUGAGAUCGACCCGUACAUGAAGAAACUGGCUGCUGAGCUCGAUCAGCUGGUGAUUGAUUCAGCCAUGGAGAAGAGGGAAAUGGAGCACAAACAUGCAACCAUUCAGCAGAGGACCCUCAUGCAGGACUUUGCAUAUGACGACUCUAAGGUGGAGUUCAACGUGGAUGCUCCCAAUGGUGUGGUGAUGGAGGGCUACUUGUUCAAGAGGGCCAGUAAUGCUUUUAAAACCUGGAACAGACGGUGGUUCUCCAUACAGAACAGUCAGCUGGUCUAUCAGAAGAAGCUCAAGGAUUCUCUGACGGUGGUGGUGGAGGACCUCAGACUAUGCUCUGUUAAACCAUGUGAGGACAUUGAGAGGAGGUUCUGCUUUGAGGUCGUCUCCCCCUCCAAGAGCUGUAUGCUUCAGGCUGAGUCUGAGAAGCUAAGACAAGCGUGGAUUCAAGCAGUUCAAGCUAGCAUUGCUUCAGCUUACAGAGAGAGCCCAGACACCUACUAUAUAGAGCAUCUGGACAGAACAGCCUCUCCAUCCACCAGCAGCAUCGACUCAGCCAGUGAGCCACGGGAGCGCAGUGCCCGAGGGGAGACCAUCCUCCAACGCAUCCAGUGUCUGCCGGGAAACGAGCAGUGCUGCGACUGUGGUCAGGCAGACCCUCGCUGGGCCUCAAUCAACUUGGGCAUCCUGCUGUGCAUCGAGUGCUCCGGCAUCCACAGGAGUCUUGGAGUUCACUGUUCGAAGGUGCGCUCGCUCACGCUGGACUCAUGGGAGCCAGAAUUAUUAAAGUUAAUGUGUGAGCUUGGAAACAGUGUCAUCAACCACAUCUAUGAAGGCUCAUACCAAGAACAAGGUCUGAAGAAACCACUGCCUUCCAGUUCAAGGCAAGAAAAGGAGGCGUGGAUUAAGGCAAAGUACGUAGAGAAGAAAUUCCUCAAGAAACUAGGCUCCACAGAGAUACUCAUCAACGGAGAGAGGAAGUCGGAGCGGCGGUGGAGCGUGAAGAAGUGUCGGAGACACAACAGCGCCACCACGGUGCCGAAGACACGGAGAAGAUACCGUCAAGAGCCUGGAAGCACCUCCCCUUCUACACUCUCCUCAGCAGCUGCUAAGUUCAGACGAGAAUCUCUGUUCUGUCCUGAUGAGCUGGACUCUCUGUUUUCCUACUUUGACACGGGAUCUGGGCCUCGAAGUCCGGCAGGUCUGAGCAGUGAUAGCGGUCUGGGAGGCAGCACCGACGGCAGCACAGACAUCCUGGUGUUUGGCUCAGUGGUGAACAGCGUCACAGAGGAGGAAUGUGAGGUGUCCGAGGACUCGAGUGGCGAAGCGGAACUGGAGGUAGAGCCAGAGACGUCAGACCCAGAGGACACGAGGGACCUUCACCCUGGAGCGCUGCUCUACAAAGCGUCUAAAGCCCGCAACCUGCCGGUCAUGGCUGAAGCGUUAGCUCAUGGCGCUGAUGUUAAUUUGGUCAACGAUGAGGACGAAGGAAAGACGCCCCUCAUACAGGCUGUGAUCGGGGGCUCAUUGAUCGCCUGCGAGUUCCUGCUCCAGAACGCUGCUGACGUCAACCAAAGAGACGCGAGGGGGAGGGGUCCACUGUAUCAUGCCACAAGUCUGGGACACACAGGGCAGGUGUGUUUAUUCCUCAAAAGAGGUGCUACACAGAACGAUGGCGACGAAGACGGCCAGGACCCUUUGAGUAUAGCCGUACAGCAAGCCAACGCGGAUAUAGUCACACUGCUCCGUCUCGCCAGGAUGAAUGAGGAGAUGCGGGAGUCAGAGGGACCCUUCGGACAGCCAGGUCAAUACCCAACCAGCAGCCCCACUGAGCAGCAGUAUAAGAAAUGCAUUCAGGAGUUUAUCUGUCUCAACAUAGCGGACUGCUAAUCACGUCCAGUCAGGAGACGCCACGUACCUCGACAUCUUCAGAGAAUUUUCCCACAUGGCAUCCCACAACCCAGAGAAGCUGAAACGAAGGAGCCUGCACUUCCGACACUCCUUCAGGUAGUCCUCCGAGCAUCCGGAGAGGAGGAAGGAGGAAUACUUGAAGUGCAACUCUCCAUACAUUAGUCACAGCUGGAGUUAGUUUAAUGGCAAGUGAUCCUUGAGGAGAAGGCCUGAUACUGUUAAAUAAAUCAAAAUGUACUACCUGGUUUGCUUUAUUCCACAAACGUACAAGAGUCAUAUUUAAAGUGCAUUAAAGCAAAGAAAAGAAGCUUAGGAUAGCUGCAUUGUAUCUCAGAUUUAAACUUUUAUUUUGAUAGGAUUGUGUUCUGUGAGGAUCUGCGGGUCUUUUCCUCUUAAAUGCGUGUAUAAAUACAACAUUGCCUUUGUGCAUUGAUAGAUAAGCACUUGUUUCUUCAUUCAUUUAUACGCUGCCAUCCUUCCAUCCAAGGAAUUUCAUCAACACUUUAUAUAGAUGUUGUUUCUCCUGCAUGCAUGUACUCCAUUAUAUUUCAUACUCAAACUUGAAUUCUGCUAUGGAUAAAAAAAGAAGUGCCGUAAUAUCAUUAUUGUCGUCUUGAAGCUGCAGUCUGAUUUUAUUUUGCAUGGACUAUGCUGGUGUAGUCUUCGUGAUAAUUUGUUAAAAUGUACUUUUGCAGUACCACUAUGAAAUACAGGGCUUCUGUUUCUGUAAACAUGCUGUAGAGGUAAAGAUGCUAAUAUAUCAGAAUGAUGAAAGCUGGAUGGGAAUAAACAGUGUCUGUGUUUGACUGA
Mugil cephalus (flathead mullet) is the source of this 3580-nucleotide messenger RNA. RefSeq names its product arf-GAP with coiled-coil, ANK repeat and PH domain-containing protein 3-like. The record is from RefSeq and is a predicted model, not a curated record. The transcript has 25 exons. Gene Ontology annotation, molecular function: protein binding; GTPase activator activity. The coding region runs from base 242 to 2749 and encodes 835 amino acids. NCBI's taxonomy places the organism in Eukaryota, Metazoa, Chordata, Actinopteri, Mugiliformes, Mugilidae. Gene Ontology annotation, cellular component: cytoplasm.